Molecule: messenger RNA, 1485 nt
Organism: Cicer arietinum (chickpea)
Lineage: Eukaryota; Viridiplantae; Streptophyta; Magnoliopsida; Fabales; Fabaceae
Product: bifunctional nuclease 2
Biological process (GO): protein ubiquitination
Cellular component (GO): VCB complex; nucleus
Molecular function (GO): nuclease activity
Source: RefSeq, a predicted model, not a curated record
UUUAUCAAAAAAAGAUUAUACACAUUAAUUUCAUUCACCACCAUACGCUUUCUUUCUAGCUUUGUCUUCUGAACGUUUCAUUCGUUCAUAUCAAUCAAACCAACCACCAAUCUACCUUUAAGCUUUUUCGCAUCUUCAUCUUCAUCUUCGUCUUCUUACCAAGCUUCGUUAUACAAAAUGCUUAGAUCUCGAUUCAGCAUCCAACCGCUCACCGGCGUCGGCUCCGUCACCACCGCCGAUCACACAAAUGCCACCACCUCCCGCUCCCUCUCCUUCGAUUUCUCUCCACUUCAGCUCCCUCCUCUCCGUUCCCGUCGCUGUUGCUUCCGCAAAGCCAAAUCCAUCCUCAUUUCAUGUAAUUCAUCUCGCAGCAGAUCCAGUUUCGGCGAUCUUCAUAACAACAACAAUAACAACAACGAUUUUCUCGAAGCUUCUCUCCUUCUCUCAGAAACAAUCACACACUAUCGUAUGUGGAGACACCGUUUUCAACCUGAGUUACAAUGGAAAUCGCCCACCUCAUCAAGAACGGAUAAUAACCAUUUAUUCAGACAAGGCUUUCUACAGCGUUUUCAGAAUCCCACAAUUUUUCUCAAGAUUUCUUGUGAUGGAGACUAUGUUCUGCCCAUUGUUGUAGGAAAGAUUGCUAUUGAAAAGCUUAUAGAUGCUGAAGCUGAACAAGAAAGUGAGGAUUGUCCGGAUCGGUUUCAGUUUGUAAAUAACCUAGUUGAAAGACUAGACCAUGAAGUAUUAAUGGUAAGAAUUACAGAGAGAGUAGUCAGUACUUACUUUGCCAAAUUGUACCUUAGCCAGCCAGGGAAAAGUGAUAUUAUUGGUGUGGAUGCACGUCCGUCAGAUGCCAUUAAUGUUGCAAAUAGAUGCAAGGCUCCAAUAUAUGUAAGUAAACAAAUUGUUUUCACAGAUGCUAUAAGGCUCGGUUAUGGAAUGGGCAGAGUGCAUAAUAAGAAGGCUAUUUAUGAUGUAUUGCUUGACAGUCCCAUAGAUGGUCCAGAUUCGGUAGCUGAAGAACUAAGUAUGAUGCAUAAUAUGCAUUUAGCUAUCAAACAGGAACGAUUUAACGACGCAGCUAUAUGGAGAGACAAACUUGAAAAUCUUCGUAAAUCAUCUCAUGAGCACUAGGUGGUGAUGACAGGGUAAGUUCUGAAGAGGAACGUAUGGUUAUCUUUUCCUGAUAAUUUUUCAACAGGAAUAUAUCGAGGCAUAAGUUACAGAAAUGAAGCAAAAUUAUGUGUUGUACAGCUAAGAAUUAGAAUCCUUAACCUCAGUUUGUGUAUAUAAUCAAAUGUAUUGAGGCCUAAAACUUGUGGAAGGUUCUCGUACUUCCACUUAUACUUGUGAAUUGCAACACAUCGAGUAUGUUUGCAAUCCUUGACAUGAUCAUCAAUGAAAUUAUGAAAAGAAUAUAUGGCAUUGCCACUCUCUGAUUAAUGAAUGUAAUAUAAAGUCCUUAACAUUGAUAGUUUUAAA